UGCUCUCUCGAUCUGCCAAGAUUCCGUCGCGCGACAGUGCCAGCUGAGAAGAGCCGCGCGCUCGGGAGGUGAGGCAGGAUUUCAGGAGAGGAGAGCACGCGACGAGACCUCACACUCCAGCUCCACAGAACAUGGACAUCCGCGGCGUUCCGUUCGGGCUGCUUUGGCUUCUCACGGGCUACUCCUGCGCUCUCGGCGGGAAAGUGAACAAGCACAAGCCAUGGAUAGAGACCUCCUACCAUGGAGUGAUUACAGAGAACAUGGACACGGUGCUGCUGGACCCUCCUCUGGUGGCUCUAGACAAGGACGCUCCGGUUGCUUACGCUGGGUUUGAUCAUCAAGUGGUUCAACAGGAUCUGACAGCUGUGCAA
This is a messenger RNA of Fundulus heteroclitus (mummichog), 371 nucleotides long. Its product is annotated as calsyntenin-2-like. The record is from RefSeq and is a predicted model, not a curated record. The transcript is spliced from 3 exons. The annotation marks the transcript as partial. NCBI's taxonomy places the organism in Eukaryota, Metazoa, Chordata, Actinopteri, Cyprinodontiformes, Fundulidae.